CACAAAUUAACAUAUAUUUACAUGUGUUUUACAUAAUGCGUUUGUUUGUAUACCGAAUCGGAUCAGCAUGCCAGUGAAGGAUCUAGUAGACUCAGAAGGGAAAUGUAUGACAGUUUUAGAUGUUGAUGGUUUUCUUUUACCCGAUUUUAAAUGUCCAAGUCAGGAAAAUGACUUCCGGUCAAUGGCUGAUAAUUUUGUAGCUAGAGAUGAUGACGUAUUGCUUAGUAAUUAUCCAAAAUCAGGAACCCAUUGGGUGUGGGAAAUUAUCCAGAUGCUGUCAACACAGAAAGCAGAGUUGAUAGAAUACUCUAAAAUGAAUUGCAUGCUGGAAAACCUGUCAAAAGAAUCUUUUGAUUCUCUACCGUCUCCUCGUAUACUGAAUACACAUCUAGAAUUUUCCAUGCUUCCGAAAGAUUUUCUUAGGAGGAAAUGUAAGAUAGUUUAUACUAUUAGAAAUCCCAAAGAUGUUGCUGUUUCAUAUUAUCACCAUCAUCGUGGGUUGCUUACGUAUAACUAUGAUGGAUCAUGGGAUGGCUACUUAGAAAGAUUUUUAGAAGGGAAUCUUGAUUACAUGUCUUGGUUUGACAAUGUACGAAACUGGCACAAGGACAUAAAGGAACAUAAAGAGUAUCCUAUACAUGUUAUUCAUUACGAAGAUAUGCAACAGAAUGGCAUCGAAGAAAUAAGAAAAUUAGCAAAAUUUAUAGAGAAACCAUAUAAUGAAAAGUUGUUAAAAGAUAUCCAAGACAAGUGUCAAUUUGAAAUGAUGCAAAAGGGUAAAUGUGUCGGUAACAUUUUUUGGAAAGAAAAUACUGCUGGAGUCUACAGAGAAGGUAAAGUGGGUGGAUGGAAGAAGGUUUUUACAGUAGCACAGAAUGAGAAGUUUGAUAAAGUGUUUCAGGAAAAAAUAGCUGAUUUACAUUUGGACAUUAAAUUCACAAUAUGAAUAAUAUAGUUAUUAAAGAUGUUAAACAGCUAAACAAGUAACAUGGAGUUUAAUUUAGUAGAUUUUUAUCUUAUACUAUGUAGGACGACAGCAGUGUAUAAACUGGGCAAUUGCAUGAUUUAGUGUACACUGAUUUAAUCCUACGCCAGUUCAGUAUAUUGUUUACGUUAACAAACAAAAAAGAUGUUUCAGUCUCAUAAUCAUAAUAAUGAUAAUUACAAUAAAAAUCAAAAACAAACGCAGUCAGUAAAUAGGUAAAACAUCGCCCGAUCUGCUUAUUUUUUGACAUCAAUAUUCGAUCGUGUUGAAAGUCAAUUCCGUCUACAAUAACAUGAGGAACUUUUUUUCAUUAAAAAAGGGUUUUCAAUUGCAAACUCGCAUAAAUUGUAUAACUUUGUUAAGUAAUUGGAUUAAAUUCUCGUUGGUAUGCAAUAAAUUUAGUUUGAUGGAAAAGAACUUUUUGAAAGAUGCAGUUUAUCUUUUUUUUUUAAUCGGGGAAAAUUUUGAUAUAGUCCAUCACUUGAAGCGCAACGCAUAUUUAAGAAAAGCAUUACAAUAGGGAUAAAGAAAACCGUUAAAAUACACAACUACACACAGUGACAUAUUAUCAACCUGUGUGUAACAUUAUAGGUUUAUUUGUUUAUAGAGCGGAUCGUCUUAACUGUGUGUAACAUUAUAGGUGCAUUUGUUUAUAGAGCGGACCGUCUUAACUGUGUGUAACAUUAUAUGUUUAUAGAGCGGAUCGUCUUAACUGUAAGUGACAACACCAUGUUUGACUAUUUUAAAAUAUUAACUUAUAUCUUUUUUGUACAUAGUCAGCUAAGAGAUAUAUAAUUUUAUUAUAUUUCGACUUAUUUUUAAUGAUCUUGAGAACAAUGCACUGAUGAGACAAUAUAUUUCAAAUAUGCAAUAGAUAUUUAUCAUUGAUAUGUUUUUUAUGUAUUAUUCAAUAAACCCAUUAUUUGUCUUGUACAUUUGAUGACCCCCACUUGGAUAGGUUCAUGAUAUUCUAUUAACGUGCAAUAAACAUGCCUGUUAAUGAAUUGUGUAUAAAUAAAGGCAACAGUAGUAUACCGCUGUUCAAAUCUCGUAAAUCUAUGGACAAAAAAAACAAAAUUGGGAUUACAAACUAAAACUGAGGGAAACGCAUUAAAUAUAAGAGAAAACCAACGACACAACAUUAAAAUGUAACACACACAGAAACGGACUAAGCAUUAGACAAAAUCCGAUGAGAAUAACAAAUAUAACAUCAAAACCAAAGACAUGCAUUUGGGAUAGAAAAGUACCGUGAAUUUUUGUCUUGUUGUUUUUCUGGACCAUCAUACAGCAUCCAAACAUUUUUUUUGUUACAUUAAACGAUAUUGUUUGGUGUGUUUUCUCAUGGAACAAUAACAUAUCAUACUCAAUAUUAAAAUGAUUAGAUAUAACGAAAUGGAAGGAGUAAGGAGUAUAUUGCAUUAAAGUACUGAUGAAUAGUACAGACACGAUCUAGUAGAUUAAUUAUUGAAAGGAACGUGUCAGCGUAUAUACUAUUCUACAUUAAUAUUAAAUACUUCAGUAGAUAAGAUUAUAGCGUGAAAUAAUAGAAGGAUUAUCCGAUCGUGUUCAAACAUUUAUCUAUAGUAAUAAUAGUAAUAAUAAUAAUAAUAAUAAUAAUAAUAAUAAUAAUAAAGGGAGAUUAUUUAUUACUUCCGGUUUGAAAAAUGUCAUUUUCAGUUUUAUGUGAUAGUUAACUUGACACUGAUGAUUUUCAAGGUCAUAUGACUAGCAACCUAAUGCAAAAGUCCUAUAACUUUAUCAUGUAUAUAUAUGAUAAUGAAGUUAAAGAAAGGUCAAAAUCUAGAACGUCCAUAUUGAAUAUGACCUAAACCUCAAUUUUAAGGUCAGAAACCUAUAACCUCUAAUCAACAGACCCUAGGUCCUUAUUAUACAUGGUUAAUUAGUUAUAUCACCAUACGCAUCAUUUCAAAUAUAUUAAAUAUAAAAGAGGAGAAAAAUGUCAUUGAAUAUCAACAUACCCUUCGACCAAAAUGUGUGUGAUACGACAUGUCGUUACUAACAAUUUAGCAAAAUGUGUUGUUGAUAUCUUGAAUAAAAGUUAAAAUAAUCCAGAAUAAAAGUUAAAAACAUUG
Molecule: messenger RNA, 3078 nt
Organism: Mytilus trossulus (common blue mussel)
Lineage: Eukaryota; Metazoa; Mollusca; Bivalvia; Mytilida; Mytilidae
Product: sulfotransferase 1B1-like
Exons: 6
Coding region: 68-946 (292 amino acids)
Biological process (GO): sulfation
Cellular component (GO): cytoplasm
Molecular function (GO): aryl sulfotransferase activity
Source: RefSeq, a predicted model, not a curated record